UAUACUCUCACUAUCCUACACAGAAAAACUUUCUUCUCUUUCUUAUCGGUGAUAUAAGCGUUCUGUUCCUUUGGGAUUCCAUUUCCACACGCUCUCUCUGCUUUUAUUUGAUCUCGCAGGAAUGACCGACGGCCAUCUCUUCAACAAUAUCUCUCUUGGAGGCCGUGGAGGCACGAACCCAGGGCAGCUAAAGUUACAUGCAGGGGGGAUUCAAUGGAAGAAACAGGGUGGUGGUAAAGCAGUGGAAGUUGAUAAAGCUGAUGUUACAGGAGUGACAUGGAUGAAGGUACCAAGGACAAAUCAACUUGGUGUUCGGAUCAAAGAUGGCUUGUAUUACAAAUUCACUGGCUUCCGGGACCAGGAUAUCGCGAACUUGACCAAUUUUUUCCAGAGCAGCUGUGGAGUAACACUAGAAGAGAAGCAUCUUUCAGUUACUGGACGUAAUUGGGGAGAGGUUGAUUUAAAUGGAAAUAUGCUUACCUUUCUGGUUGGUUCAAAGCAAGCAUUUGAGGUAUCAUUAGCAGAUGUCUCACAAACUCAACUACAAGGAAAAAAUGAUUGUAUCUUGGAGUUCCAUGUGGAUGAUACAACUGGAGCUAAUGAGAAAGAUUCCUUAAUGGAGAUAAGUUUUCACAUACCUGGUAACAACACCCAAUUUGUUGGUGAUGAAAAUCGACCUCCUGCUCAGGUUUUUCGAGAAAAGAUUUUGUCAAUGGCAGAUGUUGAUCCUGGUGGUGAAGAAGCUGUUGUUACAUUUGAUGGUGUUGCAAUCCUAACACCCAGGGGCCGGUAUAAUGUCGAACUUCAUCUGUCAUUCUUGCGGCUCCAAGGACAGGCCAACGAUUUCAAAAUUCAAUACAGCAGUGUUGUUCGCCUCUUUUUGCUUCCAAAGUCUAACCAGCCGCAUACUUUUGUCAUUGUUACGCUGGACCCUCCUAUUCGUAAGGGGCAAACUUUGUACCCACACAUUGUGUUGCAGUUUGAUACUGACAAUGUGAUCCAAAACACAUUGUCAAUCAAUGAAGACCUUUUGAGCACAAAGUACAAAGACAAGUUAGAACCAUCUUAUAAGGGACUCAUUCAUGAUGUGUUCACAACAGUAUUGCGGGGCUUGUCUGGUUCUAAAGUAACUAAACCAGGAAAAUUCCGUAGCUGUCAAGAUGGUUAUGCUGUGAAGUCAUCACUGAAAGCUGAAGAUGGCCUUCUUUAUCCACUUGAGAAAAGCUUCUUCUUCUUACCAAAACCUCCAACUCUUAUUCUUCAUGAGGAGAUUGAUUAUGUUGAAUUUGAGAGACAUGCAGCUGGUGGCUCAAAUAUGCAUUAUUUUGAUCUUCUUAUAAGACUCAAAAGUGAGCAAGAACAUCUAUUCCGAAACAUCCAGAGAAAUGAGUAUCACAAUCUUUUUGACUUCAUCAGUGGGAAGGGUCUGAAGAUUAUGAAUCUAGGUGAUAUGCAAACAGCAAAUGGUGUGGCUGCUGUUCUCCAAAAUGAUGAUGAUGAUGCUGUUGACCCACAUCUUGAGCGCAUUAAGAAUGAAGCUGGAGAUGAGAGUGAUGAAGAGGAUGAAGAUUUUGUUGCAGACAAGGAUGAUGAAGGCUCUCCUACUGAUGAUUCUGGGGAUGAAGAAUCUGAUGCUAGUGAAAGUGGAGAUGUGAAAAAGAAGCCUGUGAAAAAGGAAUCCACAAAGGAGCCCUCAUCUUCAAAGGGUGUAUCUAAGAAGAGAGUGAAAGAUGGAAAUGAGGAUGCAUCUAAGAAGAAAAAACAAAAGAAGAAGAAGGAUCCAAAUGCACCAAAGAAGGCAAUGUCCGGUUUCAUGUUCUUCUCACAAAUGGAAAGGGAGAAUGUGAAGAAAAGUAAUCCUGGCAUUGCUUUUGGGGACGUUGGAAAAAUUCUUGGAGACAGGUGGAAGCAGCUGUCAGCGGAAGAUAAAGAACCAUAUGAAGCAAAGGCCCGAGCAGAUAAAAAGCGUUAUAAGGAUGAAGUCAGUGGCUACAAGAACCCUAAGCCUGUGAAUUUGGAGUCGGCGAAUGAAUCUGACAGUGCCUAGAUAGUAAUGCUUCUCAAAUUUUGAGACUACUCCUGGUGCUUUAUUCUCUUUCUAGGGGUCAUUAGUCAUUAUAUAUGGUAUUGAGAGCUUUCCCUUAAGUUUUUCUUCCAGGCAAUAACAUUUCUGUAGGGACUACUAUACUGUUGAAUUAUAAAGGUUUUUACUUAGAAUAGUAA
Messenger RNA from Manihot esculenta (cassava), 2223 nucleotides. Its product is annotated as FACT complex subunit SSRP1. The transcript is spliced from 16 exons. Lineage: Eukaryota; Viridiplantae; Streptophyta; Magnoliopsida; Malpighiales; Euphorbiaceae. Bases 122 to 2047 code for a protein of 641 amino acids. The record is from RefSeq and is a predicted model, not a curated record. Gene Ontology annotation, cellular component: FACT complex; nucleus. Gene Ontology annotation, molecular function: DNA binding; histone binding; nucleosome binding.